Messenger RNA from Fusarium coffeatum, 1095 nucleotides. RefSeq lists its product as uncharacterized. The transcript is spliced from 4 exons. The record is from RefSeq and is a predicted model, not a curated record. The coding region runs from base 1 to 1095 and encodes 364 amino acids. NCBI's taxonomy places the organism in Eukaryota, Fungi, Ascomycota, Sordariomycetes, Hypocreales, Nectriaceae.
AUGGGUUGGGUAUUGAAUGCCUCCCCCGAGGUCGACGCCUCAUCGCAAUAUCCUACGAUUAUAGCGAUCACUAUUGUUUUAACCAUUCUCUCACUGUCAAUUGUCACUACUCGACUGUACAUCAGAUGGAAAGCUCGGGGCAUGGCAGGCGAUGACUGGAUGUCAGGCUUGUCUAUGCUGUUUGCUCUGAUUUACUCGUGCAUCUGCAUCGCGCAGACACGAUAUGGCCUUGGCCUUCCCAUCCCCGACCGACCCAAAGAGAAUCUCAUUCCAUAUACACGAAUCAAUUUCGCAGGUCGCCCUUUUUACCAGCUAGGGAUAAGCUUCUUCAAGAUUGCCUUGCUGAUUAGCUACCUGCGGCUCCUACGUGGCACGGACAAUAAGACGUAUCGCAUGGUGAUCUGGAUUACCAUUGCGCUGGUAUUCAUGUCCCAUUUGGGUUGCACACUCGCGCUCGUGUUUGCCUGUAGCCCGGUCGAUAGAUCUUGGAACCCCCUCAAGGAGGGGAAAUGUCUUCCACCGGGACCAUCGUUUACCGGCUACGCUGUGGUCACAAUCGUCGCCGAUAUUGUUGUCGCUGUUCUUCCAAUUCCAGUAUUGCUUAAGCUUGAGAUCAAACUUGCCAAGAAGAUUGGUCUCAUUGCUAUCUUUACUCUGGGCAUCUUCACCACAGUUUGUUCGAUCCAGAGAUACCGACAGAUUGACCGCAUCCAAGAUCCGAAAGACGGCAAUUCAACUAUGCUGGUGCUUUGGGGCACAAUUGAGUUCAAUGUCGGGAACAUUGUGUCGUCGCUCCCGUUCUUAGCACCAAUCUUCAUCAAACGCGCUAGACAGUACCGAUCGAAACCUUCGAGUCACAACACUCCAAGCCGAAGCAAAGGAUUGAGGAGCAAUGGAUACAAACUCAAGGACCUUAGCCACACGGGCAAGAGGGAGCCAUCAAUCUUUACCUCGGUCGAGAAUGAUUCUGGGACUGGAUCUCAGGAAAAUAUUCUGAACCACGGUGGCAUCGUCAAAUCAGUCACGUACACUGUCGAGGUGGAUCAGGCCAAGUCCAAUAACGACAGCCUGGGAUCAAAUGGCAUGCAUCGUUAA